ACGUGACCCUGGCCGCUAUAGAAAGCAGCAGCUAUAGGGAGAGGUAUGAGGAAGAGCCUGCGGGAGGAGGUGAGGUUUUGGGGCGGCACACCGAACUCACACAGGAAGAAGGGAUGCCGGGCUCGGAAAACAUGGAGCUUGAAAGGAUGACUGCCCGAGACGACUGGCCGGACGAGACGGAGGAAAAGGAAGAAGAGACUGCUGAAAAUCCGUCUCCCUCGUGCUGUGACCGGCUCCAUGCGACCAUUUCCAACUGGAUGCUACCUUCAGACUACAGGGAUAUCUACCUAGAAAGAGCAAACUGCCUGCCCCCUCCACUUUUCAUAAUCUUAAUAAGUAUCGCAGAGCUGGCUAUAUUCAUUUACUACGCUGUGUGGAAGCCACAGAAACAAUGGAUCACCUUGGAUAACGGUGUCAUGAACAGCCCUUUCAUUUACCGAUUCGAUAAACGUGAAGAAGCAUGGAGAUUUGUCUCUUACAUGUUGGUGCAUGCUGGAGUGCAACAUAUUAUUGGGAACCUUUUCCUUCAGCUUUUCAUUGGGAUCCCAUUAGAGAUGGUCCACAAGGGACAUAGAAUUGGCCUCGUUUAUAUCGCUGGAGUCAUUGGAGGAUCUCUGGCCAGUUCGAUCUUUGAUCCCAAUAAACAUCUGGUUGGUGCUUCAGGCGGUGUCUAUGCCUUGAUAGGAGGGUAUUUUAUGAAUGUUAUUGUGAAUUUCAAAAGCAUGGUGCCAUUAUUUGGAAUUUUUCGAAUUGUAGCCAUUGUUUUAAUAGUUGGGACAGAUGUUGGUUUUGCCCUUUACAGAAGAUACAUCGUACACGAUACUGACUUACAGGUAUCUUUUGUGGCUCACUUUGCGGGGUGUCUAGCUGGAAUGUCGAUUGGUUACACCGUCUUCAGCUGCUUUGACAAAAACCUCAUUAAAGAUCCCAGGUUCUGGAUAUGUAUCGCUGCCUACGUAGCCUUUCUGAUCUUUGCUGCACUUUUCAAUAUCUUCUUUUUUCCGAAGUAGCAGACACGUCCGAUUCCAGUGAUG
Molecule: messenger RNA, 1034 nt
Organism: Spea bombifrons (plains spadefoot toad)
Lineage: Eukaryota; Metazoa; Chordata; Amphibia; Anura; Pelobatidae
Gene: RHBDL2
Product: rhomboid like 2
Exons: 8
Coding region: 114-1010 (298 amino acids)
Cellular component (GO): membrane
Molecular function (GO): serine-type endopeptidase activity
Source: RefSeq, a predicted model, not a curated record